Penicillium paradoxum is the source of this 246-nucleotide messenger RNA. RefSeq lists its product as uncharacterized. Bases 1 to 246 code for a protein of 81 amino acids. Lineage: Eukaryota; Fungi; Ascomycota; Eurotiomycetes; Eurotiales; Aspergillaceae. The transcript has a single exon. The record is from RefSeq and is a predicted model, not a curated record.
AUGCAUGUUCUUAUCCGUACCGGCGAGCGACCCCUCGAAUUUGAGGCUUGGCCUGGGGGCCAAAUUUGGGGUAUCGAUUUCCUCGACCCUGAAGCGUUUACCUCACGGGCGCAGACAUCAGCCACCAUGCAGGUUCGCUUCGAGGGCAAUCGAGAUUCGUUCUCCCCGUUCAACUGGAGAGCCGUGACAGUGACUCGCCCGCAGGUGGGGGCGCUACUAGCAGCUACCCGAAAUUGGUGCGGGUAA